CUAGUGCAAGGCAGCUUGAUAUUACUUGACGGUCUUUGACAUGUUGUCAUAACGAUACGAAAGUCGUCGCAAUUGAAAGCCAGCGAGGUCUUACCUGUGGUCAAGCAAACAAACAGCACACUCUAUACACUACGCUGAACAAUACGAGCAUAGCCGAUCAUGGCCGACGCGCAGGAUCGCAAGCUAGGCGAAGAGGAGGAAGAGGAAGAGGAGCUUGAUGAGACGAGCUACAAGUCGAUCAAAGACGCUGUGCUAUUUGCCAUUGAUGUCAGUCCCACUAUGCUGGAGAGCCCACCAGCAUCAGACGACAGAAAAGCAGACCGCGAUUCACCAACAGCAGCUGCACUAAAGUGCGCGUAUCAGCUGAUGCAGCAGCGCAUCAUCUCAAACCCAACGGAUAUGAUGGGCAUACUACUGUUCGGCACGGAGAGGACUGACCUCAAAGACGGCGACAGCACAUUCCAGAAUUGCUAUCUGUUAUCAGACCUCGACGUUCCAUCAGCACAGGAUGUCAAGAGGUUAAGAGAUUUAGUCGAAGACGAGGAAGAGGCACAGAAGCUCUUGAAGCCAAACGAGGAUGGGGCAAGCAUAGCCACCGUCCUGUUCUGCGCGAAUCAAAUAUUCACAACAAAGGCACCGAACUUCUCCUCGAGACGUCUCUUCCUGGUCACAGAUAACGACUACCCAGUCAAAGUUAAACAGGGUAAAGAUGCUGCUGUGACGCGCGCCCGCGACCUGUACGACUUAGGCUGUACGAUAGACUUGUUCCCAAUCUCCCGCCACGACCACAGCUUCGACCGGACGCGAUUCUACGACGACCUUGUCUACCCCACCUCACCAUCAGACCCCGAUGCACCAGUCGCUAUCUCAUCAACCACUAAAGUCGCCAAGAGCGGCGAAGGUAUCUCAUUGCUGAGACAACUGCUGUCGUCGAUCAACUCGAAGGCUGCCGCACGUCGAGCGCUCUUCUCGUUGCCGCUAGAACUUGGUCCUGGCCUUAAGAUCAGUGUGAAAGGGUACCUCUUACUCAAACGACAAGAGCAUGCCAAGUCCUGCUACGUUUGGGUCGGAGGAGAGAAAACACAGAUCGUCCAGCAAUCAACAUCACACAUGGCUGACGAUACAGCGCGAGUGGUAGAGAAGACUGAGCUACGGAAGGCAUACAAAUUCGGCGGAGACGCCAUCACAUUCACACCAGAUGAGAUCACACAGAUACGGCAGUGCUUUGGCGAUCCAGUCAUUCGCAUCAUUGGCUUCAAGCCCAUCUCUUGCGUCCCAAUCUGGGCGAACACCAACAAAGCCACAUUCAUAUAUCCGUCCGAAGCAGACUUCAUCGGGUCAACGCGUGUCUUCUCAGCACUGCAGCAGAAGCUCGUCAAGUCAAAGAUGAUGGGUCUCGUCUGGUUCAUAGCACGCCGGAAUGCGGCACCAACUCUUUGCGCACUGCUACCCUCAGAGGAGAGGACUGAUGAGGAUGGCGAACAGAUGAUGCCUCCUGGCCUAUGGCUCGUCCCACUGCCCUACGCGGACGACAUACGCCAGUUCCCCGAGCAGCCAGAAUCGCCGCUCAGGACUACUGAUGCUCUCACAGACAAGAUGCGUAUCAUUAUGGAGCAGUUGCAGCUACCGGGUGGCGUGUACGAUCCGAGCAAGUACCCCAACCCCGACCUGCAGUGGUUCUACCGCAUCCUUCAAGCCAUGGCGCUCGACGAAGACAUCCCCACACAACCCGUCGAUAGGACGGUCCCGCGCUACAAACAGAUCGACAAGCGCUGCGGCGAAUACAUCGAAGACUACGGCAGGACAUUUGAAGAGACCUUCACGGAACUGUCGCGGAAUUCGCUAGCUGUCCGUGGAAAGUCUGCGGCCAAGAGAAGGACUGCUGAGCCAGAAGACGGAGACAAGCCGGCGAAAAAAGUCAAGGCUGAGCCGAAAGUCAAGACUGAGAUCAGUGGUGAUGGCUUGACGGAUCAGCAGAUGGCGCUGCUCAACGAUCAGGGGCAGAUCACCAAGACGACUGUUGCAGUGCUGAAGGCAUAUCUCGGUGCAAGAGGGCAGAAUGCGACUGGGAAGAAAGCAGAGCUUGUCGAGAUGGUGCAGCAGUAUCUCGAGAGCAAGGGCUUGUAAGAGCCCGAAGCGUUACAUGAGCAGAGAUAUUAUGCCGUGCGACUCCUUCAGACCACCUGCUUUCUGCAGCGUAUCUACACUGCUCCUGCAGCGGAGUAGUGACGCGACGAGAUUCUGCACGGACAAUCCAAAUGCCUUCACUAUGUCACAGAACUGAACACGCCUCAAGGCACGUACAGUACGACAAAAUGAAAAACUCAACGCACAAUAUAAGCAGCCUCCAAACUCCCCCUCUCAUUCCUGCUACGUUUUGCGAGGCGUCCUGUCUCUGUUCACCGACUGCGGGAUGCCUGGAAAAUGCGGAAGUCUGCGUCUCAGCACAGCGCCACGUUCCACUAUGAUUUGCUAACAAACUAGAUCUAACGCCAUUUUUACGCUAAGUCACGACUCACGGGAGGGCUAUGGC
Didymella exigua CBS 183.55 is the source of this 2533-nucleotide messenger RNA. RefSeq names its product ATP-dependent DNA helicase II subunit 1. Gene Ontology annotation, molecular function: DNA helicase activity; double-stranded DNA binding; damaged DNA binding. The transcript has 2 exons. Gene Ontology annotation, cellular component: nucleus; Ku70:Ku80 complex. Gene Ontology annotation, biological process: cellular response to gamma radiation; telomere maintenance; double-strand break repair via nonhomologous end joining. The record is from RefSeq and is a predicted model, not a curated record. Lineage: Eukaryota; Fungi; Ascomycota; Dothideomycetes; Pleosporales; Didymellaceae. The coding region runs from base 160 to 2127 and encodes 655 amino acids.